GAGAAUGCUUGUUCUGCUUAUUCACUUAAUUCACAGAAAUGAUUCUGAUUUCUCUCUGCACCUACGUUCUUUCCAUUAUAUCCUUUUCAUCCGUUCCACUGGUAACACAGCCGAUUGAUCAUGCACAAAUGGAAUCCUUCCUCGUCCCUGUCUACCAGCAUUGGGAUGAUGAAUUGUCUCGGUAUCACAUAUGUGAGCAAUGCCCUCCUGGUACCUACAGAAAGAAGCACUGCAAUGCAGAAAAGAGGACUGAAUGUGCACUUUGUCCUGAUUCACAUUAUACAGAAUAUUGGAAUUACUUGGAUGAAUGCCAGUAUUGCAAUGUGCUUUGCAAAGAAUAUCAAUAUGUUAAAAAUGAAUGCAACAGCACUCACAACCGUGUCUGUGAAUGUGUUGAAGGUCACUACUUUGAAUUUGAGUUUUGUCUAAAGCACUAUAAAUGCCCACCAGGAUUUGGUGUAAAGAAGCUUGGAACUCCAUAUGCCAAUACAGAGUGCAUGAAGUGUCCAAGGGGCUUUUUCUCAAUUAAUAGCUCUGCCAGCCAACCCUGUCAAAAGCACAUAAAUUGCACUGCACUUGGCUUGAAACAGGUUCUCCGAGGAAAUGCAUUUCAAGAUCAUGUGUGUGAGCCAUGUCGGAGCAGUGAGGCAUCAAACUCAGGAUGUUCUGACCCAUUUUCAAAGAAAGAUAUUGCACUCUGUGAUCAGGCAGCCUUUAAAUUUAUCGCUCAUCAGAAACUGACACUGAAGCAGUUGAGAAUGCUGUUGGCUAAUCUACCUGGGAAGAAGAUAAGUACACAACAUCUGCAAGGUGCUAGGUGGAUGAAUACAGGCCAGGUUCGAACCUUCCGACUUCUGAAACAUUGGAAAAUUGCGAACCUUCGCUUCGAUACUGUGGAGGCUCUACUACGUGGCCUGAAAGAAGCCAACAUUCAUGAUGUGUACACAAAGCUGCUGCACAGGCUUUGAAUAAACAUGUAAUAGUAUAGGAGAGAAGAAAUAAGGUGUGACAGCACAGCAUCAAAGUUGGCAUCAGCCGUCUUACUGUUAAUCAUUAUUUGCUGACAGUGAUACAGAAUGGUAUUUAUACUAUUACAAAAAGCAUUCUACGUUAAGAGUACAUGUUAGAAUUAAAACUGAGUUCUGAUUGUCCAAGGACUAAUGUCAACACCAUGAAUUAGACACAUAUGCAGCAAAUCUCUGAUUCUUUGCUAAGUCUUAUCUACACUAAGUUGAUAAUCCGACAUUUACUGCUGAUUUAUAGCAGUGAGUAGAUAGAUUUUUUUUGUCAAAUGUAUUUUAGAACUUUUAUAUUUGCAUACCUUUGGUUGAUAUUGUUUCAGCCAUAACAAUAAGGAGCAAAAUUAAUCAUCAAAUGAAAAGUCACUACAAAUCCCUCAGAUAUACUAAAUUAAAACUGAGUAGACACACGUUGUCGUGUAGACAAUUUUUUUAUCAAUUGUUAUAUGACAGUUUCUUAUACCAGACCAGGUGACACAUGUUCAGAUUUGUUGAUCAAUCAGUCUCUGGUUCUGAUGUCUAAACACCCAAUGUAAACAUUUUCUGCCAUGUAACAUCUGAUAAGAUAAAGUUGAUAUUGAU
Messenger RNA from Hemiscyllium ocellatum (epaulette shark), 1601 nucleotides. Its product is annotated as tumor necrosis factor receptor superfamily member 11B-like. The record is from RefSeq and is a predicted model, not a curated record. Gene Ontology annotation, molecular function: protein binding. The coding region runs from base 39 to 968 and encodes 309 amino acids. NCBI's taxonomy places the organism in Eukaryota, Metazoa, Chordata, Chondrichthyes, Orectolobiformes, Hemiscylliidae. Gene Ontology annotation, biological process: signal transduction. The transcript is spliced from 4 exons.